CGGCGCCUUUCUUUCUCCGGCGGAAGCGAUUGGCGGAUGUGGGGCGAAAGAGGCGGGCCAAAUUGCCGCGGGUUCGGUGCCGCCACUGGAACCGGGAGAUGCGGCGCAGGAGCUGUCGGUGUGUGGGCUUUCACCUGAGUCUCGUCUCCUAUUGCGGUUCCUGCUGCGGCUUCGGUCAUGCUGUUACCUUCGGACAUUGCGCGGCUGGUUCUGGGUUACUUGCAACAGGAAAACCUCACUUCUACCUGCCAGACUUUUAUUUUGGAAAGUUCAAAUUUAAAAGAAUAUGCCGAACAUUGUACAGAUGAAGGUUUUAUCCCAGCCUGCUUACUGUCCUUGUUUGGAAAAAACUUGACAACAAUUCUGAAUGAAUAUGUAGCUAUGAAAGCAAAAGAAACAUCAAAUGAUGUUCCAGCAAUUAUGUCAUCUCUGUGGAAGAAGUUAGACCAUACGCUUUCCCAGAUCAGGAGCAUGCAAAGUUCCCCAGGGUUUGUUGCCAGUCAGAGAGUCCGAACAAGAAGUGGAAUUGCAGAAAUCAAAAGGCAGAGAAAGCUCGCGUCUCAAGCGGCUCCCGUCAAUUCAGAGUUGCUGACUUUAGCGUAUCUUUCAGGACAAUGUCCUGCUACUACUUCAACAGCCACACAGCUUGUCCGGUCAGCUGGCCAGAUUACAGCUCCUGUGAGGUCAAAUUUUGUAGUGGUUAACCAUUCACAGUCACAAGACACUGUGGCCACUGGAGAGUCUUUAAGUAUCAUUCCUGGUCCUCAGGAAAGGAAAACUCAAGCCAGUGUAAUGUCUCCUGCUAGACGCAAAAGUGAAUCUCAAAGGAAAAGUAACACUGUGUCUGGGCCUCAUUCAACAAUACGGAAUUUCCAGGAUCCAAAUGCAUUUGCAGUAGAAAAACAAAUGGUUAUUGAAAAUGCACGAGAAAAAAUAUUAAGUAACAAAUCUCUUCAAGAAAAGCUUGCAGAAAACAUUAAUAAAUUUCUGACUAGUGACAACAAUAUUGCUCAAGUACCUAAGCAAACAGAGAGCAACCCUACAGAACCAGAGACUUCAAUUGAUGAGCUCCUGGGACUUCAGAGUGAAAUCCAUAUGUCUGAGGAGGCUAUCCAGGACAUACUGGAGCAAACAGAAUCAGAUCCGGCAUUUCAGGCACUUUUUGAUCUCUUUGACUAUGGUAAAUCAAAGAAUAAUAAACAGAUAUCCCAAGGCAUUUGCAGUCCACAUCUGGACACCAAUCCCAGUGUAGUGUUAGCAGAUGAAACUAAUCUAGCAGUUAAAGGUUCUUUUGAAUCAGAACAAUCUGGUGAUCAGUCUGGGCAGCCCCCAUUUUGUACAUCCUAUCAAAAUGAAGACACAUCCAAUGCCUUGAAGAAUGGCAGCAGCCAUGAUGAGCUUAGACCAGAAGCACAGGAACACUUUCCUCAGAUAGGCUCUAGUGUCCAGAAAAAGGCAUUUAAAACGGGUGUACCUAAUGAACAGAAGUGUAACCUCGAUAUUUCCUUUGAAUCUGUGCCUCAUUUGAAUGACUUUAACCAAAGAGUAAAUUCUGAUGCCGAAUGUAAUCAGCGUUGUGCCGAAUUAUACACCCAUCAGAUGUCCACUGAAACCGCCAUGGCAAUGGAGGUCGGAAAGAGUUCUCUCUUGCCGGAUGCGCCACGUGAUUCUCCAUUACAGCCUGAUCAGUCUGGUAUACCAGUAACGUCAUUUGUUUCCCUCGGGGGGGAAACUAACAGUGAAAACUUCGUUCUCUCUGGGAAGAGUUCUCAGCUUUUAUCCCAAAAUAUUCCAUUAACUGGAAAGACAUCUAAAACAAGUCAGUUUUGUGAAAGCUCUAACAACACAGGAAGACUUAAAACUAACCUCCCUGGUUCUAAGUCACCAGACCCUAAAGAGAUUCUGCAGAGUGAAACUGAGAUUCACAACGAAUUGCCGGUCACAUCACAGCAACACGUGGAUUGCCAUGAUAAUUCUCCACUUCAAAGCAAGAUAUUACCUGUAUCGGUUGAAAGUUCAAGUUUAAAUAUAUCCGAACAAGUAGACAUUUGUCUGGAAGAUACAACAUCUUCGGUUAAACAGCCGCCUGAUGGUUCAUCAUCUCUUGAGUUAAAUCACGCAGAAGAACAUGAAACUCAGCCCUCAAGGUCUGAGAAAGUUGCUGGCGAUUCGCAAGAGCCUUCAUCUUUAAAAGAAGAUGGAGAUAGUAUUUUUCUCACUUUAAGUGAGAAUGGUAACUGUGGGGAAGUUGCAUUGAUUGCUCCAGAAGGUGAUCCUGUAGAAGAUAAACGUGCUGUUCUGUCAGAAUCUGUGUGUUCUUCAGUGGGAGGUUCUCACCCUGAGUCCCAGAAUACCAGUGACAGACCUGGUGUUGACAGCUCGGCAGACGUGGAUGCAGCAAAUAUUGUCUCUCUCAAAAUUAUCAUUAGUGACGAUCCAUUUGUUUCCUCAGAUACUGAACUGAACAGUGCUGUUUCUAGUAUCAGUGGGGAGAACCUGCCGACUAUAAUACUGUCCUCUCCCACUAAGUCCCCUGCCAAAAAUGGAGAAUUGGUUAAGUGCCUGUCUUCAGAAGAAGCCGCAGGUGCUCUCACAUCUGCGGAAAGAACGGGGGAUUCAGCAUCGGUGGAACAGAGCCUCUUGGCCCUCAAACCCGAAGACUCCACAGUGAAUGCUCAGAGUGAAGGCAGCGUUCCUUUUUCAGCCAGUGCCCCACCGUGCGUCUCCAAGGAUGGUGGAUACAUACAGUUGAUGCCAGCUACAAGCACAACUUUCGGAAAUUCAAAUAACAUUCUGAUAGCUACAUGCGUGACUGAUCCAACAGCCUUAGGAACCACUGUCAGUCAGUCUAAUGUGAUGGUGUUGCCUGGAAAUUCCGUACCUGGGACUGCUCAGCCCCCGCCGCCUCAGUUACAGACACCGCCAAGGUCAAACAGCGUAUUUGCUGUCAAUCAAACCGUGUCACCCAGCUUUUCACAAGGAUCUGCCAUCAUAAUUGCCUCUCCUGUCCAACCUGUACUCCAAGGAAUGGUGGGGAUGAUCCCUGUAUCUGUGGUUGGACAGAAUGGAAAUACCUUUCCUGCUCCUCCUCAGCAGGUCCUUCAUAUGCCUUUGGCGGCACCUGUGUGCAGUAGAAGUAUCCCUCAAUUCCCCAUCCCUCCAAAGUCCCAGAAGACUCAGGGACUGAGAAACAAGCCUUGUACAGGAAAGCAGGUAAAUAAUUUGGUGGAUUCGUCUAGUCAUUUAGUUGGAUGUCAUGCACGAAGAACUGAAGUGUCUGACAAGAAUAUGGCCACCGAUCUCGGGAAAAAAUUGGAAGAAAUCACGGUUCCCUUCUCAUUAGAGAGUGUAGUUCCAGCUAGCAAACCAUUUGAAAGCCACAGACGUGUGCUCUGUUUUGAUAGCACUGCUUCUGUGGCGAAUACACAGGGCACAAACCAUAAGGCGGUGUCCCAAAACAAGGAAAGGAGUGACAUUUCACUUCCUCAUCUCGAGUCACCCACUGUGUCCUCCACCUCCAAGGCCCCUUCUAAUAAUGCUCUCAAAAGAGACCGAGAGAAACCUCCUUUGCCUAAGAUUUUAUCUAAAUCAGAAACUCCCAAUAGCCGACAUAGCACCACAAAAGAAACUCAGUCAGAAAAGAAAGUCCCACCGACAGAAAUUGUACUUGAAUCUUUCCAUAAAACAACAGCUAAUAAGGAGAAUGAAUUAUGCAGCGAUGUCGAAAGGCAGAAAAAUCCCGAAACUUCAAAACUGUCAAAUGGGCAGCAGAAUGGGGGUAUACGGAAUGAGAAAACCGUAACUUCACUGCAAGAACUGACCAAAAAACAAGGCACGUCCUCAAGUAGUAAAAAUGUCAUUUCGGUAGGUGCAGCUGGGAAGGAUCCAAAGCAAGAACAAACUAAAUGUGCCGCUUCUUUGGUUAACCCACUAACCAAACCUGGCUCAGAAAUGCUGCAGGAUGGUCAGUGGCACAGCCCAGUAAGUAGGCUCCCCGAUAGCUCUGACUCCCCUGUACCCCGGACAGCGGGCUUGGGGGCAGGGGACAAACAUAAAGAAGAACCUAGAGAUGGGAUCAAGGUCCCCUCCAGUAGGCGUUUUGGUGAAGACAGUAGCACAGCCAAAGUCAUGGUCCCUCCUGUCACCCCAGACCUGCCUGCCUGCAGCCCUGCCAGCGAGACAGGGAGUGAGAACAGUGUGAACAUGGCUGCCCACACGCUGAUGAUUCUGUCCCGGGCUGCCAUCUCCAGGACCGCCUCGACAACUCCCCUGAAAGACAACACACAACAACAAUUCAGAGCAUCUUCGAGGAGCGCCACCAAAAAGCGGAAGAUUGAGGAAUUAGAUGAACGCGAACGAACCUCCCGUACUUCCAAUAAAAGUCUUGCAAAUUCGUCACUACCGAUGAAGAAGAAGAAAAUUAAGAAAAAGAAGCUACCCAGUUCAUUUCCAGCUGGAAUGGAUGUGGACAAAUUUUUGUUAUCAUUGCAUUAUGAUGAGUAAACACUCUGAACCUAAAAGAACAGUAGCUGUUUAAAACUCGUAUCCCUUAAACUCUGAGUGUAGGGAAUGAGAUACUGACAGAACCUGACCUGCACUUUCCUUGUACUGAAAUUUCACUUUAUACCUGAAUCAUGCUGUUUCUGAAGCAGCUUCCUACUUUGUAAAUAGAUUUACCUGGUAUAUUUUUUAUUUUGGAAAAAACAUUUGCAGAAAUGUAAGUAAAUCCAAUCUGCAAAACUGUAUAGCUGUGACAAUUAUGUACUGUAAAUAUUGUAUGAAUCUGGUUGAAAUAGAGGUUAAAUCAGCCUAGUGUUCUUACAUUGUGUUUUUUGACUUCUUGUGAUCCCUAACUCUGAGGUUGAUGCAUCUGGACUAGUUUCUCACUUUUGGGGGGAAAAUGAUGCUUUUCCUUACAGUUGCCUUUGGUGACUGUCCUACAAGAUGUUUGAAGACAGCCACAAAGUAGUACAGAAGUGAUGACAACCUCAUCUGGUGGUAGAGAGACCAGAAAUGAACAAUUUAGGAUUUUUUCUAGAGUGAAUACUUUAUUACCCUUCUUAUUACAGUAAAGGUUAUAUUCCUGAAGUUUUACACUUUCACUGUUUCUUCUAAUGGUUCUGGUCUCUUUGUUUUAAAGAGAAUUUUGUAAACCAUUUUUGAGUGUUCUGAUCUUUUGUUUAUAACUUUUGAGAUCUUUUACAGAACUUUAAAUGUUUAGACUAUUGAGCCAUACAAAGUCUAUUCAUGGGGUAGUUGAGACUUCUUGGUAUGUAUAUCCUUUUCCCCCACAUACUGGGGAUUUGAAGAAUUGCACUAAUCCAUAGCACUUCUUACGUAGUAGUGACCAGUGCACAUUUGAUUUAAGUCUUGUGUUCUGGGUUAAAGUUUGUGUGGAGGGCCAUUGUCUGGGAAGCUGUGUCCAUCAUUAAGAUGUAAAAAAGAAAAAUCAUAGUUUUAUAUUUUAAUGUAGUUUCUCCUAAAAUGGGCUGUUACAUAACUGUGUCUAUACUUAGAUAUAGUGCCCCCUAAGGUGUUACGAAGAGUUACUGUCACAGAGUCCUUAAGGAGAAUGAAAGAGGUGCCUUCUCUGUUUUAGACUCACAUGCAUCAGUUAAGUUGAAAAAUUCGUUUAAAUCUUUAUGAGAACAGAAAUUAUCUUUAAUAUGUGACCAAUUGUGCCUAGAUUAAAGUAUAUUCUCUUAAGUGCUUUCUGUUUGGUUAAAUAUCAGUAUAUCAGGAUUUUUUUCUACAGGUGUGUAUGUUGUUAAAGAGUCCUUUUCCUCGGCCUUUUUUUUGAUACUGGGCCUUCAGAAAACUAAAUGCAUCCUACUUCUCUAUCUCAGUGUGGAAAUCACGUCAUAAUUGCUGAAUCUUACUGCAGAAAUUUGUCUUGUGAGUUAUGAUAUGGCAGUGGUCUGUUCAUAAGGAACUACAUAUCAUACACUUAAUGUUUAUUUAACUCAGUGUGAUACUGUACUACAGUUAGGUUUGAAUAAAUAUUUUCGGUAACUUCAAAA
Messenger RNA from Leopardus geoffroyi (Geoffroy's cat), 6020 nucleotides. RefSeq names its product protein NPAT. The record is from RefSeq and is a predicted model, not a curated record. Gene Ontology annotation, cellular component: nucleus. Lineage: Eukaryota; Metazoa; Chordata; Mammalia; Carnivora; Felidae. Gene Ontology annotation, molecular function: protein binding; transcription coregulator activity. The transcript has 18 exons. The coding region runs from base 178 to 4503 and encodes 1441 amino acids.